Molecule: messenger RNA, 480 nt
Organism: Endocarpon pusillum Z07020
Lineage: Eukaryota; Fungi; Ascomycota; Eurotiomycetes; Verrucariales; Verrucariaceae
Exons: 1
Coding region: 1-480 (159 amino acids)
Source: RefSeq, a predicted model, not a curated record
AUGGACUCCUCCUACGACUCCUCCUACGAAAAGGCCCGUAUCCCUCUUCUCAAGGGUACUGAGGACUAUUUCUCAUGGUCAAGAGUCAUGAAAGCACGCCUGAAUAGGCUCAAAGCGUGGAGUCCUAUCGUAUCAGAUCCUCCUGUUAAUCGUGGCCGCACAAAAGCCCCUAUAACUCUUGCUCGAUUUCGAGAGCAAUUCGAUCAAUUGGAUCUUGACUUGGAUACCAAUGGAUGGAAUCAGCGCCAAUGGGAUGCUGCUUACGAGGACUACAAGGAAGAGAUUAGGGAAUUCAACGAGUGGCAAGAUAAGGAGAAAAUGGCCCUUUCUGAGAUCAUAGAACGGCUAUCUCCUACUGUUCUGACUCGAAUGAACAGAUACUCCACUCCAAAGACCCUAUGGGAAGCCCUCAAGCAGGCGUACGCAGCUCCUCUCAUAACAGAGCAACUCCAAGCGCUCCAGAAUCUCCUAAGCCUUUGA